Molecule: messenger RNA, 3711 nt
Organism: Oikopleura dioica
Lineage: Eukaryota; Metazoa; Chordata; Appendicularia; Copelata; Oikopleuridae
Source: the annotation of a GenBank genome assembly
AUGGAGAAUCAACUGAGCGACGCUCAGAUCGGGCAAAUGAUCUUUAGAGCGAUUUCGGAGUCGAACUCGUCUUCUCGUUCGACGGACAGUUACGCGGCGCACGAAGCUUCCUUCGCCGAGUUGGAAGCGAUGGAGCAGCUGAAAGCGGCCGCGCCCGAGUUCGCCAGUGAAAAUCACACGUUCCGUCCCGUCCAGACAAAGCGGCUCAAUACCCAGACGAUGGACUCUGGUUACUUUGAAACGGCGAAUAACCAGUUCAACGCGAGUAUGGUUAUUCCACAAAUUCUACAAACUGCGGAAUUGAAAGCUUCUUUGGAAAGCAAAAUCGCCUCUCUUACGGAGAAAAUCAAGGAGCUGACGAGUCAUCCGCUUGAAGAUUUGACUAACAGACGCAUCACGGCAAUGGAGCAGCUUCAGAGCCAACAAGUCCAAGUUCAAAACAUGCUCCUCGAACAGAUGAAGCAAUCAAAUCAACUUGUCCGACAGCAGCUUUGCGGGGAUUUUCGGGUCAAUUCUGCAGAUCCACGCGUUGAUGUGCCUAGACCGUCGGUCACAGCGAGAGUGGAGCAGCAUCAUCCCCUCAGCUCAGCUCCUCGCCGAGCGAGGGAUCACCUCAGCGGGCGCGUCUCGGUCGGCUCCAACAACGGGCCUCACAUAUCGCCAGUUUCCAACGGCACGUCUUCCUCGAGCACGAUCCAGGGCAGAUUGACCUGCAUUUUAUGCGAAGAGGAGAAGAACUGCUGGGCCUUCGUCGGUGGCGACAUUUUGCACCUGAACAACGAGCACGUCUGCCGAGCAUGCGCCAAUCACGAAGGGUCGCUCGAGCUGAUCAGAAGCGCGGUGGAGAACAUGAAGGACCAUCGGCAACGGACACGAGAGAGGUCUUCCAGUGCUAGCAAGCCAACGAUCAGUUACUCGAGCGCAGUAGCAACGCUGACGCCACCGCCAGUGACGUCUUCGCGACCGGUAGUUGCGACAAGCAGCGUGGCAUCAAGCGGCCGCGCAGAAACAGGCGCCGGAAACGGCGGCAUGCCGAUGAUUUACCGCGGCAUCGUCGGCAGCGGCGAUAGGCGCUCGUUUAAUUUUCACGUCGUCAUCAGCGCGCCGGAUAUCUACCACAUCGUCGUCGACGAUGGCUUCCUUCAGGGACAAAAGUUUACGAAUAUUGCCGACUUUAGAAUGACGCUGGCACAGAAUCAGUUCGAAUUGAGCAAGGUGCAAAUGAACGUUUUCGACGGACAAAAAUGGCUCUCUUUAGCCACCUUUUUGUAUCAGCGUGGACGAGCUGCUCUCCCAACUCAUACUCAGGAGUCGGUGAUUUCCCAGAAGUCGCCCAAGAUUCCCGUUUCAACAACACAUGUACCGACGGUUUUUGUUCCCAACUCGCGGACCGUGAUGAGCGAGGCCGAAGCUCUCCCACCAGCCCAGUACGACCCUCGUUUGCUUAUGGGCCAAGAAUGGUUGCAACAGCGCGUUGGGUUUCCUUACUUGCCUCCAACAUUCACACCGACAAACCCAACACAGCUGGCUCUCUCGAACUUGAUGAGCCAGGAGUUCAAGAAUCCGCGCAAUCGCCGCACGGCUGGGGUCCCUCCCGCAUACACGCUACUCUCUCCGAUGAGCGCCAACGACCCGGCCGCCUUCUCCAUUGAGGAGCUGAAUAUUGACUGGUUGGAUGAAGUGUCACCGCUGCCAGUGCGUCCUUCAAGUCCAGUCAAAAUCGGACAGAGCCAGCCGAUCAAGAUCUGGCACGAGAAGCCAGAAUCGGCUUUCAGCACCAUUGAGAACGAGCUAGAAGAAGUGGCUGCGCGACGGCGACUAUUCGACGAAAACCUAAAGAAGCAGCGUCGUGCUCAAAUUGACCCCCUUGCAGAGGACGAGUUCUUGGACGAAAAACCGAUCAAGCUCAAGGUUUCAAAAGCAAUCAGCGAUGCUCGAGCAAAAGUACCGACAAAGGUAGCAUCCAAGCAGCGAUUUCAGAGAGAAAAACCCAAAGCUGCUCAAACCGCACAACGGAGCAGUGUGAUUCCACGACGUAAAGCUCCCCAGACGGCUAGGAAGACACAAUCGGUGGAAUUUGCGGAUGAAAAGCUAAGGUCGAUUUAUGGCAGAGCCGAAUGGCAAGGCGGAGCGAAGAGGCUCGGCAGAAACCCGUACAUUUAUCAUCAAUCGCCGCCAAAGCAUCAUACAAACGUGCAGAUUUCGCAAGGAAUCCGUGUGCGCUCUUCCAAGUCGCAGACGACGCCGAGACUCGGCCUGGAACGAGGAGAAAGUGCGAUUCAAAUCGCGCCGCCUGUUCGCGCCGGUCCUUCCAGCAGAAAUCGCAGAAGCUAUUCUCCCGAGUCUGCUAGCACAGUAAGCAUUUCCAGUACUUCGGAGGUGCUUUCUUCGACGCCGAUUCCUUCCGCGGAACUAGUCGAUCGAAGCCAGAAUACCUCUGUCACCCCAAUGGCAACGACGGAGCCCACCAAUACUCAGCCCUACUCAUCCGUUGAAACGCAGGCAACCUUAACAAGCGACUCUCGUCAGCCUCCCCUUAUAAUCAAGCCAUCAUACGAAGCCAUCAAUGAAAGACCCGCUUCUCCACAAGUGGAUGAUCGGGUGGAUGAGCUCAAGGGCUGGUUGGAACGCGAAUUCAUGUCGAAAUUCAUCCAACAGGGUGUCAAGCCAAACCCUCAUCCCGUUGUUCCUCCACGACAUCACCAACAGCCACAGGACGAAAGACUUCUUCGUAAAUUGGUGGAAGAUAGGGUCCGCAAGUACCUGCGUGAAAUGAGGCGAGAGAAGACUCCGCCAGCGCCUGAACCUGUAGUCCAGCGAAAAGCAGAGCCGCUUAUUGUCAGCCAAACUUAUGUUCGCCCGAUGACGCCGAGUCCGAUCCACUCUAUUGAGUCCCCAGCGCCGAUCGAGUUAGAAGCAUUCAUCGACGAGACGGUAGCUAACAUUUCCACUCCUGAUCCGUCACAAAGGCCUCCUCGUUCCCCUUCACUCAAGGAAAACAACACUCUGGAGAAUCUGCCGAUCGACGAGUCCGAUGAAUCAUUCAAACCAAUUCUGCAGAAGUCGGAGAGUGAACGGACAAUCUCGUCGUUUACUGCUGGCCACACGCCAGAAAUGUCGAACGUAUACGACGAUGAAUUUGAUGAUGAGCUUGCUGCUAGUCAAAUUAUCACUCCCGGCGCUUCCACAAAAUCUGUUAUUUCCAUAAACUCGCUGGAUGGAAAGUCGUCACCUACACCCAUCCGGUCGUCUACUCCAGGGAAGGCUGCGCCGCCUCAGGAAAUUGAAGAGCGUCCUCCGUCUAUCCAGGAGGUGCCCGUCGUGCAGAGUCCGCCCUCGCUUCAUACUCAAUCGGAAGAGUCAACUCUUUGCAGCUCGACCGACGCCACAUUCAGCCCGGGUGAAUUGAUCAUUUCUUUCGGCGAAUACAGAGCUCCUCCGAAGUCACUGCCCAAACGACAAAAUACGCGAAACAGGAAAACAGGGGACAGCUUAUCCGAAGGCGAGAUAGAGUGCUCAGCGAACGAUGUCUCUCCGGUCACCUCGCGAGAGUUCUCUGAAGGCGAAAUUCGGUACCGAGUCAAGAAUCAAGCAAAUCCAGCCAAUGUCGCCAUGUCUGCCCCAUUCGAAGAGACAAUCUCGGAAGAGUCCGAGUACGAUGAUCCUACUGACUUACAGCCAGACAACUCCCUCUCCGACCAGUCCAACUAG